AUGCAUAUUAUCAAGCCAGUUUGGCUCACGCAUGGAGGCGAGAGGAAAGAUUUCGAAGUAUACAGUUGCGAUGUUUCCCCCGAUGGAAGCCGACUUGUGACGGCCGCCGGAGAUGGAUAUGUUCGAAUUUGGUCUACGGAGGCGAUCUGUAACACGGACGACCCCGAGGUCGCGAACAAGCCGAAACAGCUGGCGUCGAUGAGCAACCACUCCGGGACGAUACACACCGUUAGAUUCUCGCCGAAUGGGAAAUACCUGGCGUCGGGUGCCGACGAUAAGAUUGUUUGUAUCUACGCUUUGGAUGCGAAUGCGCCAUCACACGCUUCGACGUUCGGUUCGAACGAAGCACCGCCGGUAGAGAAUUGGCGCACAACUCGCAGAUUGAUAGGGCAUGAUAACGACGUUCAAGAUCUGGGAUGGUCGUACGAUUCUUCGAUUCUGGUGUCUGUCGGCCUGGAUUCCAAGGUGGUGGUGUGGUCGGGACAUACCUUUGAAAAAUUGAAGACUUUGUCGGUGCACCAGAGUCAUGUCAAGGGCAUCACCUUCGAUCCGGCCAACAAAUACUUCGCCACGGCGAGCGAUGACCGCACCGUUCGCAUCUUCCGAUUUACCUCCCCGACGCCGAACUCGACGGCUCAUGAUCAGAUGAACAACUUUGUCCUCGACACCAGUAUCCUGGACCCCUUUAAUAAUUCCCCCCUCACCGCCUAUUUCCGUCGAUGCUCGUGGUCUCCGGAUGGUAUGCAUAUUGCGGCCGCGAAUGCCGUGAACGGACCCGUUAGUUCUGUGGCCAUCAUCAACCGCGGGACGUGGGACGGCGAUAUCAAUCUGAUCGGACAUGAAGCUCCGGUGGAAGUGUGCGCAUUCUCUCCGCGACUGUAUGCCCCGGUCAACCAACAGACUGUCGACGGCCAUGCAACCCCCUCCGUGACGGUCAUUGCCUGUGCCGGAGGCGACAAGUCAUUGAGCAUCUGGAUCACGAGUAACCCUCGACCGCUGGUGGUUGCCCAAGAGCUAGCGGCCAAGUCCUUAUCCGAUCUGGCAUGGAGUCCUGACGGGAGAUGUCUCUACGCAACCGCUCUAGACGGAACGAUCUUGGCGAUCCGGUUUGAAGACGGGGACCUUGGGUAUCCCAUGGAAAUGGAGGAGAACGAGAAGUCGCUCACCAAAUUCGGUACGAAUCGGAGGGGUGCUGGCAUUGCGGAGACUACGGAUGGAUUGCUACUGGAGGAAAAGAGCAAAGCCGGCGAGAUCAAGGGCGUCGAAGGGAGAAUGGGUGCCUUGAUGGGCGAUGACCACACGGCCUCAGAAAACACCGUCAACGGGAAGUCGACCCCGUUACCGUCGAAUGGAGUCACCCCAGCUCGAGCUGCGUCGCCCCCUGCGGAAACCCAGAAGAACCAAACCAACGGCACAGCGACCCCGGCCGCCCCCGAGGCGCCAAAGCCUGAUCCAUACCAGGCCAAGUUGGAAAGGCUAAAGCAACGUCCCACCUACACCAAGGAUGGCAAGAAGCGCAUUGCGCCCCUCUUGGUGUCCGGCGCAGGGGCGGCCGAAUCCUCGCUGCCCCAAGCACGGCUCAUGGCGUCGGUCAGCAACCAAGUGAAGGCCGACACGCCCCAGUCCAUCGUGGAUCUCUCCAAACCCUUCGACGGCCUACCGAAAGGGGGGCUGACGUCGCUGCUGUUUGGUAACAAACGGAAGCUUGCCCAAUUAGAGGGGGAUGACGACGGUCAUGUGGAAAAGCGAGUAGCCGUGGCAAGUGCAAACGGCGCGACCCCGAUUCUUGCCAACACGCCCGAUGGCCUCCUUCCGGCACAACCACAGCCCCCCUCAGUUGGACAGCAACCCACACCCGACUUUAUCCGGCCUGCGGUCGUCAAUCCGUCCAUGGCGAUGAGUCAACUUCGAAUGGCGGUCCCUAAGGUCCGUAGCCAGAUCGUGCGCGCCAUCGACCCGGCCGGGAACCCCACGGAGCCGCCGGGCACGGCGGCCGAAUCCAGCAAGUCGCGAGUCGACGUGGUGUUCGAGGCGCGCAACCCGUCUCCUGCCAGCUUGACGGGUCGCGCCGUUGAUCGAGAGCCGGUGCGACUGACGCUGUCGCGAGGUGAGCAGCCCAUCUGGCAGGACUUCCUCCCACGCGCCGUCCUGCUCGUGACGGGUAAUCAGCACAUGUGGGCUGCGGGCUGCGAGGACGGGUCGAUUUACAUCUGGACCCCUGCCGGCCGUCGUCUCGUCAGCGCUCUAGUGCUGGAGGCGCAGCCGGUUAUCCUGGAAUGCAAAGGGCCGUGGAUUCUAGCCAUUUCCGCCGUCGGCAUGUGCUUCGUUUGGAACGUGCAACAUCUCUCUUCGCCUCACCCUCCCAUCUCCCUGCAACCGGUGCUGGAUGCGGCGGUACACACGCUGGGAGCGCACCCGUCGGCGGCACCGGCGGUAACGAACGCGCGCGUGAACUCGGAGGGCCGGGUGGUGGUGGCUUUGUCCAACGGGGAAGGAUAUGCCUACUCGCCGGCCCUGUACACGUGGCAGCGCAUCUCGGAGGCGUGGUGGGCGGUCGGCAGCCAGUACUGGAACACGACGGACGCGCCGGUGGGCAACCUGCAGUCCACAGAUUCGCAGCAGGAGAGGGAGGCCAAGGCGACGGUGUCGGCGGGCAUCAUCCCGUUCCUGGAGCGCAAUACAACCAACGAGACCCUGCUGCGCGGACGAGCGUACUUCCUCCAGCGGCUGAUCAAGGUUCUGCUGUCGCGCGAGGGCUACGAGAGUUUCGAGUCCAGCGUGUCCAUUGCGCAUCUGGAGAACCGACUGGCGGCGGCGCUGUCUCUGGGCGCGAAAGAAGAGUUCCGGCUGUAUCUGUCGAUGUAUGCCAAGCGCAUCGGCGCGGAGGGACUCAAGAUGAAGGUGGAGGAGUUGCUGAAGGGACUUAUUGGGGGACUCUUUGAAGAGGAGGAGACGAGCCACGGGGGACGACUACAGGCGAAUGAACAGGAGGACCGCAACUGGCGUGAGAGCUCGGAGACCCUCUGUGGCUGGCCACGAGAGGUGCUGCUGAAGGAGGUGAUUCUGGCGCUGGGUAAACACCGAGACCUGCAACGGGUGACGGUCCCGUAUGCGAAGCUACUGGGGGUGGUGGAGAACGAGUCGGAGGCGGGUGAAGCGAUGGAAACGUAG
Messenger RNA from Aspergillus melleus, 3171 nucleotides. RefSeq names its product putative histone transcription regulator Hir1 (gene hir1). The transcript has 5 exons. Gene Ontology annotation, cellular component: nucleus; HIR complex. Gene Ontology annotation, molecular function: nucleosome binding; protein binding. NCBI's taxonomy places the organism in Eukaryota, Fungi, Ascomycota, Eurotiomycetes, Eurotiales, Aspergillaceae. The record is from RefSeq and is a predicted model, not a curated record. Gene Ontology annotation, biological process: DNA-templated transcription; chromatin remodeling; regulation of DNA-templated transcription. The coding region runs from base 1 to 3171 and encodes 1056 amino acids.